AUGACGGCCCUCGGCGAGCCGCUGGUACGCUUUGUCGUUCUCGUCGCGGCGCUGGUGAACGCGGUCGCCGGCCAAGGGGGCAAUCCUAAGGAUCCUUGCCCAGCCCACUGCUACACCGCGGGAGCAGCACCAACCAAUUGGUCCGUCUACCACAACCUGGAUCAGCUCCAUCGGUGCCCGCAGCGUUUCUUCUUCGACUUCUCCGUCGACGACAACGUUGACGAGCCCAAUACCUUGCAUCGUCUUCGGGCUUGUGGCCUCUGGGGUGCGGACUGGAACCGCCUUCCGGCAUCGCCCACGCCGCCGCUGCCGGCCACGGAGGUCAAUGCCACUUUCCAGCUGGGAUGGUUGGACGCCGGAAGUACCACGGUCCUGAGCGGAGACGCCACUUCACUCUUGUCUCAUCUAGGCGCCUAUCUUUCCAAGGGCUUCGGCACUGACAGCGGUUCAACCGUCCUGUUUGGUCUCACCGGCAACGCGACCUUCGGGUUUUACCUUGGCUCGGCAUUGCAGCGUGAAGGCACAGGAAACACCUUCGUCCUCAACACGAUUCUAUCAGCCUUCCGCUCCAGAGGCCUUGGUGGUGGACUGGUGGCGCAACUCUGCGGCCCGGGGCGGGCUGCAGACCACGUCCUUGGACUCGCCGUCGCCGUGAACGGCAGCUUCCAGGCUGUCCAAGCGGCCGUGAGAAAGUGGAGACAGGCCGAGUGUGUCGAACCGGCCGUGCCCUUCUCCGAGAGGCUCAACGUCACCGGGCCGCUUUAUGUCACCGCGCCUCCGCUGUAUCCUGUCUCCAAUGAUACGGAUUUCACUGCCCCGAACAGCACCCUAGGCAACUCGACCGCACUUCAUGCCUCUCUUCUUCCCCGUAGCGAGUGCCGCACAAUUCAGGUGGUGUCUGGCGACAGUUGCGGCUCUCUCGCUGCAAAAUGUGGUAUUUCCGGCGCAACGUUCAUGUCAUACAACACGCAGCCCAAUCUCUGUGCCACCUUGCAGCCAUAUCAGCACGUCUGCUGCACCUCGGGAACCCUUCCCAACUUCCAACCCCAGCCAAACGCGGAUGGCUCGUGCGCGACUUACACGACGGUCGCCGAUGACUCCUGCUGGAAGAUUGCCGCGUCUCGCAGUCUAAAGCCUGAUGACCUCGAGAGCUUCAACAAAAACACGUGGGGGUGGAACGGCUGCAGCAACCUGUGGGUUGGCGUGAACAUAUGCGUGAGCAAAGGAGACCCUCCGAUGCCUGCCGUGAUCCCCAACGCUAUGUGCGGUCCGCAGGUCCCCGGGACAGCCAAGCCCCCUCCGGGAACUGACCUCUCCACGCUGAACCCCUGCCCACUCAACGCGUGCUGUGAUGUUUGGGGGUUUUGUGGCACGACAGCCGAGUUCUGUACCAACACUAGUACGGGGGCUCCAGGCACGGCGGCUCCGGGCACCAACGGCUGCAUCUCGAACUGCGGCACCAGCAUCAUCCGGAGCGGGGACGUCAACUGGCAAAGGAUUGGGUACUUCGAGGGGUACAACCUGGGCCGGCCAUGCGUCCACCUCGAUGUCUCGCAAAUUGACACGUCCCAAUAUACACACAUCCAUUACGCUUUUGCGACGCUUACCAAGGACUAUCAGGUGGUCAUCGGCGACAUUGCGGCGCAGUACGAGUUCAGGAAGUUUGCUGCGCUCACUGGGGUUAAAAGGAUUCUUUCCUUCGGCGGCUGGACAUUUUCGACCGAUCCCAGCACCGCCAGCAUCUUCCGCACCGGCGCGACGGCGGCCAACCGGCUGGCCAUGGCCACCAGCAUUGCCGACUUCAUCAAGAGCAACAACCUCGACGGGGUCGACAUCGACUGGGAAUACCCCGCCGCACCGGACAUGGCCGGUGCCAGCCCAAGCGACGGACCCAACUACCUCGCCUUCCUGGUGCUGCUCAAGAACAUGCUCCCGGGGAAGACCGUUUCUAUCGCUGCCCCGGCUUCGUUCUGGUAUCUGAAAGGCUUCCCCAUCAAACAGAUUUCCGCCGUGGUCGACUACAUUGUCUACAUGACGUACGACCUCCACGGUCAGUGGGACUUUGGCAGCAAGUGGAACGAUCCCGGCUGCCCCGGCGGCAGCUGUCUUCGUAGCGACGUGAACCUUACCGAGACCAUCAACGCGCUGGCCAUGAUCACCAAGGCCGGCGUGCCCUCCAGCAAGGUCAUGGUGGGCGUCACGAGUUACGGCAGAUCCUACGGCAUGACCACUCCUGGAUGCUGGGGCGAGAUGUGCACUUUUGGCGGCGGCCCGCACAACGAGUCCAUGGCCGAGCCCGGCCCCUGCACCGGCGUGGCAGGAUACCUCUCCGAUGCCGAGAUCAAGGACAUUGCGGCGUCGUCGAGUCGCGUGGUCACUUCCUUCUUCGACUCCAAGAGCCAGACGGACGUGCUGGUGUACGACAACAAUCAAUGGGUCGGCUACAUGUCCCCAACCACCAAGAGCAACCGGGCUGCCCUGUACAAAAGCCUGGGUUUGGGCGGCGUCUCCGAUUGGGCCAUCGACCUGGAAGACAACCCGGGGCCGCCGGCGAACACAGAACCGUCCUGGAACAGCUUCAUCUCGAGGGUGUACGCAGGCGGCGACCCCGACCUCGGACGGCGCUGUGGCAACUGGACGUCCAUACCCUGCGACGCCGAGAUAGCUGAAAACGACAUCGGCCACACGGCAGCCUCCCGGUGGGCCGCACUGGACUGUGACGACGCCUGGGCCGACGCGCUGGAUCACUACCGCAAGGUUGACCGACCCAUGGGAACAUCACUGAUGAAUUCGCUUCAGCACUCGUUCAAGAUUACCGAGGCGGCAGAUUGCGGGUACAUGGAUGAGUCGAACGGCUGUUCCAAUAUGGCCCAGUGUCCGACGGGUCAUGCCGGGGACACGGGCCCCGCAGGCUGGGUCAUCUGGAACUCACUGAUCAACCUGAACCGAAUGUACUUGCAGUACUACGAUUCCUUGUUUCAAGCGGGCGUCAUCAUCGACGCCACCCUGGGAAGCUUCCACGACACCUUUGACCCCGUUCCUGAAGACAAAGACGGCGAAACCUGGCUGCAAGUCCUCCUCGACAUAGUUGGCAUGGGCGCCAUUCUCGUAGCCGCGCCUUUCUUCAACAACUUCUUAGCAAGGCUUCCCUACUUCAACGCCGCCGAUCGCGUGGACACCCCAAAGGACAUCACGUACGGCGCGCUCGCCACUGGCAUCUCCAUCGCCAAGGACCUCCUCGCAGGCCAGAGCUCGGUAGACAGUUGGACGAGCCAAAACCAGAAUAACGUGUCGGCCCUGCUGGGUCAGGUUCUUGAAGGAUGGGGAAACGCCACCGAGCAGGCAGCUUUAAGCUGGUUCAGCGGCACUGAUGAAUCUCUCGCCAAGCUGUCCAAGCUGAUCGGCGGCGGCCACCUGAUGCCCGUCGGCUUGAGCGACGGCAACCCGCCUGAGAAAAUAACACAGACGGAGCUUCAGGGCAUCAUCUUGCGAUCCUUCUACGCCUUCGCCAUCCCCAAGGCCUGGAUCCUGUCCAAACACUCGCCCGUGAUCAUCGACUCUGGCGCCUCAUGCGGGGCGGACCUGGGUCCAUUCGCUGGUACCUCGUUCUCUGAUGGCAGGCCUUUCUUUGUGCCUGGCGUCAUCAACCAGGUAUGGGCAUGCUACCCGCCCAAGACAGGAAAGCUGUACUUCCUCGGGACUCCAAGUGGCAAUGCUUUGGAUUGCGACAAUGGUUGUGACCCGCUCAGCACCUUUGGCGACCCGUGUGAUCCAAAGUGCCGGCGGAAUCCGUUCGAUUCACUCCCUGGAAUGGACGCUCUGGCGAGCGGGGACAACGUCUUUGGCGGUGUCACACUCCAGGAUGUUAUUACUGGAGCGUUACGCACGUUUGAAGCAAACGGUCGCAAGAACGGCGGCCUCAAGAUCGACCCCGGCUCGUCAGCAUUCCUGGACAGUGCGAUGGCCCGGGACAUCACCACUCCGGGAUUUAUCAACAUCCCGGUGUGCAGCUACGACGAGGCAUGGAGUAACUGGGAAAGCGCCACUGAUUGGCGGGCGCCGGUCAAGGUUGAUCCCAACUACGCGACGUACCCGUGCAACAAGGUCUGA
Messenger RNA from Thermothielavioides terrestris NRRL 8126, 4110 nucleotides. RefSeq names its product glycoside hydrolase family 18 protein. The coding region runs from base 1 to 4110 and encodes 1369 amino acids. Gene Ontology annotation, biological process: carbohydrate metabolic process. Gene Ontology annotation, molecular function: chitin binding; hydrolase activity, hydrolyzing O-glycosyl compounds. The transcript is spliced from 3 exons. NCBI's taxonomy places the organism in Eukaryota, Fungi, Ascomycota, Sordariomycetes, Sordariales, Chaetomiaceae. The record is from RefSeq and is a predicted model, not a curated record.